Carcharodon carcharias (great white shark) is the source of this 754-nucleotide messenger RNA. Its product is annotated as histone H2A-like. Lineage: Eukaryota; Metazoa; Chordata; Chondrichthyes; Lamniformes; Lamnidae. The transcript has a single exon. The record is from RefSeq and is a predicted model, not a curated record. Gene Ontology annotation, molecular function: protein heterodimerization activity; structural constituent of chromatin; DNA binding. Gene Ontology annotation, cellular component: nucleosome. The coding region runs from base 103 to 546 and encodes 147 amino acids.
CAGUAGAUAUCUGAUUGGUGAUAUGAACAUUGAGACGCAGCACAAAGUGACCAAUCAGCAAUGCCCGCAGCACCAUUCAUCCCGAAGAUAUAAGAGAAGCGAAUGCGAGCGCAUUUCCUCAUUCUCUGUGAAAGUGUUUGUGAGAUUGUGGAAAUGUCUGGAAGAGGAAAGACCGGCGGGAAAGUUCGAUCCAAGGCCAAGUCUCGCUCCUCCCGGGCCGGACUGCAGUUCCCGGUGGGCCGUGUUCACAGGCUCCUGAGAAAGGGCAACUAUGCUGAGCGUGUGGGUGCCGGAGCCCCGGUCUAUCUGGCAGCUGUGCUGGAGUAUCUGACGGCUGAAAUCCUCGAGCUGGCCGGUAACGCGGCCCGGGACAACAAGAAGACCCGCAUCAUCCCCAGACACCUGCAGCUGGCCGUCCGCAACGACGAGGAGCUCAACAAGCUGCUGGGAGGGGUGACCAUCGCUCAGGGCGGGGUGCUGCCUAAUAUCCAGGCCGUGCUGCUGCCCAAGAAAACCAGCGCCGCUGCGGGCUCGAAGACCAAGUGAAGCGGACAUUCUUCAAUCUAAUAACCCAGAGGCUCUUUUCAGAGCCACUUACAGACUCUGUGAAAGGGCUGCUCACUGUCUGAUCUCAUUUCAUUCUGUCUGAAGAAGCGUCAUGCCGAUUCGGAACGGUAACUGUUUCCACACAGUUGCUGUCAAACCUGAAAUUUUCCAGCAUUUUCAUUAAAAAUACGAGCUUCGCUGCAAAAGA